Molecule: messenger RNA, 3552 nt
Organism: Cloeon dipterum
Lineage: Eukaryota; Metazoa; Arthropoda; Insecta; Ephemeroptera; Baetidae
Product: nephrin-like
Exons: 14
Coding region: 139-2697 (852 amino acids)
Source: RefSeq, a predicted model, not a curated record
GCAAGUCGUCGUCGCUCGCUACCGCUCUCGCUCUCUCGCCAGUCCGCUCGCUCGUUUCCCAGCAGCCGCAGCCGCCGCCGCCGCCGCAGCAGCCAGCCGUCCUCGUUGCCCCUCGGUCGACAGCAGCCAGUGUUCACCAUGAGGGGCGCCACGAUCGCCCUGGCCGUCGGCCUCUUCGCGACCGCGUGUCUCGCCCAGCCGGAGGAGAGCCACGGUAACUGGGACCCUGACGAUCCAGUGAGCACCGUGCGGAUCGACGCCGUGUUGGGCAGAAACGCGGAGAUGCCGUGCAACAUCGACCCCGUGAUGAGGGAUGACCGCGUGUACAUGGUGCUCUGGUUCAAAGAGGCGGCCGGAAAGCCGCUUUACAGUUUUGACGUCCGCGGCCGCCCAUUCAACAAGGCAGCCCUGUGGUCGGACAAAAAUGUGUUCGGCAACCGGGCCUACUUCGCCACUGUCACUAAGCCGGCACAUCUCACCCUGAACAAAGUGCAGCUGGACGACGAAGGGGCUUACAGAUGUCGCGUCGACUUCAAAAAUUCGCCGACCAGAAACUUCCAGAUUAACCUCACAGUAAUAGUGCCACCGGAGGAGCUUACCAUUUACGACGAGAAACGGAACGAAGUGUCGGGCGUCAUUGGCCCGCUCAUGGAGGGUAGUGACCUGCAGUUGGCCUGCGAGGUCAAAGGAGGGAAACCGGUGCCGACCGUCUCGUGGUUCGUCAACGACAAGCUGCAGGAAGGCGUCGUUCCGGUCGACGAGGAGCAGAUCUCGCCCGGGGUCAUCAUUAACAAGCUGUACAUCAGGGACGUCCGACGCCACCAACUUCACAACACGUUCAAAUGCCAGGCGUCCAACACCAAAAUGAACCAACCUAAGGAACGAACGAUUCGACUCGACUUGUAUCUGAAACCGCUGUCGGUGCGGCUAUUGGAAAAGCCACGCACCCUGCAAGCCGGAAAACCACACAGUGUGGUGUGCGAGGCCAAAGGUUCCAGGCCCAAAGCCGACAUCUCGUGGUUCAAGGACUCCAGGAAGAUUCCCGGCGGAUUGGAGGAGGGAAAUGACACCAUAACUCAGAACAUCUUGGAGUUCAUACCUCAACCAGAGGAUCACGGGAGGCAACUCAAGUGCUACGCGGAAAAUCCGAAAAUCCCGGGCUCCGGCUUGGAAGAUAAUUGGCUGCUCAACGUUGUCUUCGCCCCUCAAGUGAGUCUGCAGCUGGGAAACACGCUCAACCCGGACGACAUCAAAGAGGGCGACGACGUCUACUUCGAAUGCCACAUCAGAGCCAACCCCAGGGAGCAUAAGAUCACCUGGAUGCAUAAUGGCGCCCUGCUCAGUCAGAACGUGUCGUGGGGCAUCAUCAUGAGCACGCACAGCCUCGUUCUGCAAAAGGUGACCCGCCACAAUGCCGGCGUUUAUCGCUGCGUCGCCAUCAACUCACAGGGAGAAAGCCAGAGUUCGCCGGUCCACCUCCGCGUCAAAUUCGCGCCAGUGUGCAAGGCGCUGGACGUGAUCGUGGUGGGCGGCUCGUUCAACGAGCAGCUGAGCAUCCAGUGCGAGGUGGCCGCCGACCCUGGCGACGUGCGCUUCUUGUGGAUGUUCAACAACUCGGGCGAGAACAACCGCGUGUCGGAGGACCGCUUCCGCAACCGCAACACCACCAGCACGCUGAGCUACACGAUCAUCUCUGAGCGCGACUACGGCACGCUGCAGUGCUGGGGCUCGAACGCGAUCGGCCGCCAACUCGAGCCGUGCGUCUUCCAGGUCGUGCCCGCUGGUAAACCGUCGGCGUUGCGCAAUUGUUCGUUGUUUAACCAAACGGGCGAGUCGCUCGAGGUCGAGUGCCUGCCCGGUUUUGACGGCGGCCUGCCGCAAAGGUUCAUUCUCGAGGUGUACGAGGCGCCGUCGAUGCAGCUGCGGCUCAACCUGAGCAGCGAGGUGGCGCCCGCGUUCAGGGUGGCGGAGCUGCUGCCGGGCGCCAGCACCCUCCUGCGCAUGGUCUUGUAUGCGGCCAACCCCAAGGGCCGCGGCGAGCCCACCGUCCUGGACAAUAUCGCCCUCUGGGACGCCGAGAGACGGACAGAUUCAGUCCCUUCGGACGGCACGGACGCGCUGAGCCUGCUGCCCCUGAUCGCGCUGAUGAUCGGCGCCCUGGUGACCGGACUGUCGGUGGCGCUGCUGUUCGCGGUGGCGCUGCGCAAGCGGCGCCACAACGAGGGCGGCACGCCACACGGCGAGAAGUCGAAGGCGCCGAGCGGCGAGCCGCAGGUGAUGGACAUCAACCACGACCACUACGUCGUGUCCUACACCCUGAAGAGCAUGCCCGAGCAGCCGGAGCGGCAGCAGCGGCAGCCGGACAUCCUCACGGCCAGAUACGAUUCGGCCGUCAGCGAGAGGAUGAAGCGUCCUGAGGUGCUGUUCCCGCGCAACGGUGACCUCGAGAUGGUGGCCACCGCGGCCGCCGACGCGGUGGCCUCUUCAAGGCCGCCGCCCGUCCCGCCCCGCAGCGAUCUGUCUUCCAACGGCAACUUCUCCCGGCAGAGCCCUGGAGCUUCCAACUUUCAGAGUGGCGCUGGUCUGUCCACGCGAAGAAGCCCUGUCGGUGCUGGAGACAACAACGGCUGCGAACUGAACGGCACACUCAUCAAAGAGACGCUCAUGUCCAACCACAUUCCCGAAAGUUGCGUUUAAGAGUAUAGCACAAGCUGCUGCUUCUAUGUCUAAUAAGUGUUACACAACUCAAUGUCCCAACUCACGUACGCUCUAAAAACGACAGCAAAUGGAAAAUAUAUUUAACUUAUACCGAUGACGACACAAUAAAAACACAGUAGAACUGACUGAGUGCAACAAACACACUGCAGCGCGGAAGGAAAAUCUGGUGAUAUUAAUCAUGUAAGUGAACAAGGCUUAACUAAUUAUAAAGCGCUCUCCAAUGAGAUUAACUGUUGUUGUGUUGGUAACUAACCAAAGUCUAUGGGCCACUUCGUUUGUCGACGUGCUAUUUUUAGAACUCGAAGCGAGUGAAUUAAGCAAAAGUGCGCAGGAUUGACACAGAGACCUUUGAAUCGACGCGUUUACUUCUCAGAAGAUACAAUAAAUACAACAUACACACACACACACAUAUGCCGCAUGUAACGCAAGAAGAGUGAAAGUGUUGAAAUAAAUUUGCUUUCCGUUUUACUCGGUGUCGAACAGAGCAGAGAGCUGAUCGGGAGAUGAGUGCAAUCAUUCGAAUGGCUUCCUCGUCUUCACACAUGAUGAACAAUGAAAUUAUAUCCAAUAAAUAUAGCAGAAUAAAUGUUUGAAUCGUCGUUGUAAAAUUAAAAUAUAAAAAAAGAAGAAGAAAGACACUGGUGUAUAAAAAUGCGUGGAACUUCUUGCUCGUCAGCAAAAGCCACAUCUUCCAAUAAUAAUGUAUGAAACUCUUUAUUAUCAGAGAUUUAUGUAAAUAAACCAAUGAAUAAUGUCAGAAAUCUUUGUGAUACAGGUUUAAAUGCUGUCAAACCAAUGUUUUUGAGAAAAAAUAAAUAAAAUUGAUUUCGUAAA